ACCACAACAUGCUCUCGUUGAUAAUUGUCGUUUCAUGUGUAGCCGUCGUUUAAUAAUCGUUCUCGUAUUGUGAUAACCGUCUGUUUGGUGAUCAGUGCAGGAGACCAUCGUUCGCUAACCAUCAUCCAGCGCUGACUGAUACUCGUCCCCAUUGGCUACUACGACAUCGGACUCUUAUGAACAAUUGCUGUUUUAUGACAAUCACCUUCUCUAAUUGUCGUUUGAAUAACCCAUCCUCCUGUAUCGUCAUAACCAUCAACUUGUAUGGUGUCCAAGAUGAAAUCCUCUACUUUAUGCCUUUUAUUGAUGGAUAUUUUUCUUACCCAAGUAUUGACUGGGGCCAUAGCCAAUCAAGCGAGCAAACGUCGACUAUUUGAAGAUCUUCUGUUUAGAAGUGGUUAUGCAGUCCAUGUGAUACCAGUGAACGAUGAAACAGGGCCGGUAACUGUGGGUCUAGGUUUAAGAUUAACUGGUUUAAUCAGUAUGGAUGUCAAGUCGGGACAACUGGAUGUAAAUGCCAUGCUCCAGCAGAAAUGGGUGGAUGGAAGGUUGAGAUGGAACAGUUCAGAUUAUGGAGAUAUUAAGACGUUAGCAAUUCCAGCCUCUGACUUGUGGAAGCCAGAUAUUAUUUUAUAUAACGGUAUUGGCGAAGAACAAGCAUUUCACGACGACACAAUACUUCUUGAACACACCGGAAAGCUCCGAUGGAUACGGUCAUUGCGCAUGCAGGUUCGAUGUGACCUAAAUUUAGCAACAUUCCCAUUUGAUAAUCAGACUUGUAAAUUCAAAUUUGGAUCAUCCAUACACCACAUGCAUACACUUAAUAUGACGUAUGUCAAUGAUGACGUAGCACUGGCCUUCGAAAUUGAGAUGGAUGAAAGUGGAAAAUACUGGAUGUUAGUAAAUCAUACGGCCGGGUUAAAGGUCAAACACUACAGCUGUUGUUCUUAUCAAACUAUGGUAUAUACUGUGGUACUUGAGAGGAUUUCAAUAUAUUAUAUACACGUUUAUAUUCUACCUGCUGUCAUCUUGGCUUUACUGAUUCCAUUUCAACUUUUUCUACCACCAGAAUCAAGAGAAAGACUCACACUCGGUUCUAUAUUGAUAAUAGCUAAUAUAAUGAUGAUAUUCAAACUUCAAGAUGUUCUACCAAUGCAACAUGCGACGCUAUCAUUACUCGAUAUCUUCUAUAGUUUAAAUCUGAUCUGGUCAUUCCUCGCUUUACUAGCAACUAUAUGUGUUCUAAAUGUACAUAACAGAGGACCUAGACGAGGCAAGGUGCCCGAUAUCAUUAGAUCGGUUUUCUUAAGCUGUCUGAAACCUAUCGUGUGUUUGGAAAAUGACAAUUACUAUCCGGUUAUUUCAACUGGUUGUGUUCCAAUGAAAGACUUUGCAAGUCCUUCUGGGUUAAGCACAGAACAUGAUGGACACAGAGACGGUAAAAAUGGAUCAAAGUUAGAGACUGACGUUGAAGAUUUAAACAGACAGGUGUGUCUUUUAACAGCACGUGCUCGUACGAACGAAGUAAAAGAGGAAAUGCUUGGUGAAUGGCGUCAAGUAUCUCUUGUACUGGAUCGUGUUCUCUUUUUUCUUUUCAUGUUCACUAUUUUCAUAUAUACAGUUGUUCUACUGUAUAUCGUAUUUUGAUAUGAUAUACAGUUGUUCUACUGAGAUAGGAUUUAUUGUAUUUUGAUAUAUACAGUUGUUCUACUGGGAUAGGAUUUAUUGUAUUGUUAUAUAUACAGUUGUUCUACUGGGAUAGGAUUUAGUGUAUAUCGAUACAAACAGUUGUUCUACUGACAUAGGUAUUCUUGUAUAUUGAUAUAUACAGUUGUUCUAAUGUGAUAGGAUUUCUUGUAUUGUUAUGUAUAGAGUUGUUCUACUGUAAAUACAAUUGUUCUACUGUAUAUUGUAUUUUCAUGUAUGCAGUUGUUCUACUGGGAUAGAAUUGAUUGUAUAUUGAUAUAAACAGUUGUUCUACUCUGAUAGGAUUUAUUGUAUUAUUAUGUAUACAGUUGUCCUGAUGGGAUAUGAUUUAUUGUAUUUUAAUAUAUACAGUUGUUCUACUGCACAGGAUCCAUAGUAUUUAUAGGAUUUACUGUUUUUCUACUGACAUGAAUUUAAUCUGUGUAAUAUUUCAUUUAUAUCCCUACACCCGUAUGAAAUGAGUCAACAAAUUAUAAUAUAAGAUAUGGCUCUUAGACAGGCUGUGUCUAUUCCAUAUACUCAGAUAUGUGAAUUAAAAUAUGUGAAUUAAAAUAUGUUAAUUAAAAUAUGUUAA
This is a messenger RNA of Patella vulgata (common limpet), 2281 nucleotides long. Its product is annotated as acetylcholine receptor subunit alpha-like 1. Gene Ontology annotation, cellular component: membrane; synapse; neuron projection. Gene Ontology annotation, biological process: chemical synaptic transmission; nervous system process; signal transduction. The transcript is spliced from 8 exons. The coding region runs from base 265 to 1647 and encodes 460 amino acids. Lineage: Eukaryota; Metazoa; Mollusca; Gastropoda; Patellidae. Gene Ontology annotation, molecular function: extracellular ligand-gated monoatomic ion channel activity; neurotransmitter receptor activity; transmembrane signaling receptor activity. The record is from RefSeq and is a predicted model, not a curated record.